UCUAAUAGGGGAAACAGGAAGUGGUAAAACCACACAGAUACCACAGUAUCUUUUGGAGGCCAAUGUGAACAAAAAUGCCAUUAUUGCUAUAACACAGCCCAGACGAGUUGCAGCCAUCACGAUAUCACAGAGAGUGGCAGAAGAACAGGGGACAGAACUGGGACAGCGGGUUGGUUACUGUGUGAGAUUUGAGGAUGUCACAUCAGAGAAUACUAAAAUCAAGUACAUGACUGAUGGAAUGCUACUAAGGGAAGCAAUCCUGGACCCUCUAAUGAAGAGGUAUUCAAUAGUGAUUUUGGAUGAGGCUCACGAGAGGACUAUACACACAGAUGUUCUGUUUGGAGUGGUGAAACAAGCUCAGGCCCGGCGGAAGUCGAGGGGAAUCAGACCGCUCAAAAUACUUGUAAUGUCUGCCACAAUGGACGUAGAUCACUUUUCAGCAUACUUCAAUGCUGCCCCGGUGUUAUAUCUGGAGGGAAGGCAAUAUCCUGUACAGGUAUACUAUGCCCCAGAGCCUCAAUCUGACUACACGUUCUCUUCCAUAGUCACAUUGUUUCAAAUCCACAGAGUGGAACCCCCAAAUAAGGACAUACUGAUGUUUCUAACUGGGCAGGAGGAGAUAGAGUCUGCCGUGAGAACCAUAAGGGACAUAACUCGGUCAGCAGAAGAAAACAUGGCUCCCCUGAUUGUCUGCCCUUUGUAUGCAGCUCUCCCUUCCUAUGCUCAACUCAAAGUCUUCAAACCAACUCCUAGGGGUUGUAGGAAGGUGAUAGUUGCCACCAAUAUUGCUGAGACUUCAGUCACCAUACAGGGAAUCAAGUUUGUCAUAGACUCGGGGGUUGUCAAAGCCAAAGUAUUCAACCCCAACAGUGGCCUUGACCUUUUGAAGGUUGUUAAAGUGUCCAAGGCCCAGGCCUUACAGAGGACCGGGAGGGCAGGGCGGGAAUCAGCGGGGUCCUGUUACAGGCUUUAUACUGAACAAGAAUUUGAACACUUUAGUGACAACACUGUCCCAGAGAUCCAAAGGUGUAAUCUAUCCAGUGUUGUCCUUCAACUUCUGGCCCUCGGAAUCUCUGACAUCAUCAACUUUGACUUCAUGGAUAAACCAUCCACAGAGUCCAUCAUUGCUGCUGUCCAUCAACUACAUAAUCUUGGAGCAGUGGUGAAAGAAAUCUCAAUAAAGUUAACUCCAGUCGGGCGGCAGAUGGCAGCGUUUCCUCUGGAACCCAGACUCAGUAAAACUCUACUGAUCGCCAAGGAGAAUAACUGCUUGGAGGAGAUUUUAACCAUUGUGUCACUGCUUUCUGUGGAUUCUGUUUUGGUCACACCUCAAAGCAAGAGAGAGGAAGCUCUAGCAGCCAGACAAAAGUUUGUGUCCAGUGAAGGAGACCAUAUUAUGCUGCUAAAUAUAUAUAAAGGGUAUAAAGCUGUCAAAGGCAGUAAGGAAUGGUGUAUGGAAAACUUCAUCAAUCAGAGAAACAUGAAGACAGCGACUGAGGUCAGGAAACAGCUGUACGAUAUCUGUGAGAGAAUGGAGUUCCCAAGAAAGUCUUGUGGGAAUGACACCGCCACCAUCAGAAAAUGCUUGGCUCAUGGAUUCUUCAUGAAUGCUGCUGAAUUACAAAAGGACAGCUCUGAAUACACAUCAUUAUCAUCCAGGAAGACCGUAUCUAUCCAUCCAUCAUCUGUACUGUUCAGGUGCAAGCCUGCUUAUGUCAUUUACAAUGAGCUCAUCCAGACUACCAAGUGUUACAUGAGAGAUCUAUGUGUGGUGGAUCCAGACUGGCUAUACGAGGCAGCCCCUAUCUACUUCAAAAGGAAGAAACCGGGAACUUAAUGUUGUUGAUGUUAAUGAUAAUAAAUUGUUACUUUAUACCA
Messenger RNA from Ostrea edulis (European flat oyster), 1878 nucleotides. Its product is annotated as ATP-dependent RNA helicase DHX33-like. Gene Ontology annotation, biological process: positive regulation of transcription by RNA polymerase I. The coding region runs from base 227 to 1837 and encodes 536 amino acids. The record is from RefSeq and is a predicted model, not a curated record. Lineage: Eukaryota; Metazoa; Mollusca; Bivalvia; Ostreida; Ostreidae. Gene Ontology annotation, molecular function: RNA binding. Gene Ontology annotation, cellular component: intracellular anatomical structure; nucleolus. The transcript has 19 exons.